Molecule: messenger RNA, 1086 nt
Organism: Haliaeetus leucocephalus (bald eagle)
Lineage: Eukaryota; Metazoa; Chordata; Aves; Accipitriformes; Accipitridae
Product: serologically defined colon cancer antigen 3 homolog
Exons: 1
Coding region: 1-1086 (361 amino acids)
Biological process (GO): positive regulation of cilium assembly; regulation of cytokinesis; positive regulation of protein localization to cilium
Cellular component (GO): centrosome; recycling endosome; early endosome
Source: RefSeq, a predicted model, not a curated record
AUGGAGAGGGUCUGCCCAGAAUCUGAAGGCUUGGAAGAUGAUGAUGAUGAUGACAACGAUGAUGAAUUCAGAUACCCCUGCCACUCCGCACGUCCUCCACGCCAGUGCAAGAGCUAUGACAGCUCGGGUGGCAGUCAGGUGGAGGAUCUGGGAGAACCCAUCCCAUUUUCCCUAAAUCCCAGGCACUCUUACAUGGUGAAAGACGAAGGAGUGAAAAAUAGAAUAUAUGCCGAGACGUUGGCCAAGCAUGCACUAGAGCUUGAGGAGGAUGCUCAGGAGUUUCAGGAACCAUUUUACAAAGACACAGAAGUGCCUGGCAGCUUGUCCGAAGAUGAGGACCACAGCUGGACCCAUCACCUUCCUGUGCAUCAAAGGUCGCAUGUUCUCCGAAUGGCCAGUAUGGCACCGUGUGGCUCCUACGGUUCUUUCCAGGGUAGCGUGGGCAAGCAGUUGGGGAUGGAUGUCUUUGGCCCAUGGGCCCAUGCCAGUGACCCCUAUCUGGGGUACCCAGAGCGCACCAGGGGAGCAGAACCCCACAUGCUGCACGAGGAGACCAUCUGGGACAGGGAGUUCCCGUCCCUGCAGCUGACCCAUGACAUGCUCAAGGAGGAGAACGCCGUGCUCAGGAAGGUGGUCAGGAGCAUGCAGAGCUCCUUGGAGAGCCAGGCGUGCACAGUGCAGAGGCUGGAGAGGCAGCUGAAGGUCAGCCUGGCCAAAGCAGAGAGGGAAGCCCAAGUGCUACAGUCAUUUGUCCAGCGCACUGAGUGGAGUCUCCACGUCAUGACCCAGCGGGCUCUGGAGGCAGAAAGCAACGUGGAGAAGCUGAAGCAGGAGAUCUUUAUUCUCCAGGGAGAGCUGGAGAGCUCCAAGGUGGAGAACGAAAACCUGAGAGCGGGCCAAACGACCGACCUUGGGGCGGUGAAGCACAUCAUAGACUUCUCCUUGCAGAGCCUCCACAAGAUAAUAACAGGCACAAACUGGUCCAUCAAACAGCUCACCUCUGGGGCGGAGUCGCUGCAUAUUGUUGCUGAGGUCCUUAAAUCUACCGGCAAAAUUUCCGAAGUUGAAGCAGAAAAAGAGCUAUGA